AUGGCUAAGCAACAACGAGAUGGGCACACCGCCACGCGUCGCACAUCUUUGAAGUAUAUGAAGGCGUCCUCUAACCACGGUGUAGCAAGAGCUCAGCUUCGACUCAACGCUCUUCGCAUUUUCCCCAAAUGCCCAGCCGCUAAACUCAAGGCCAAUCCCAUUUUCUUUGGAUCUGACCUUGAACGACUUGCUCUUGGUGAAGACUGCCACGAGCUUCAUCUCGCAGCUGCAUCCAUGGACUGGGUUGGAGAUCUUCAAUACAAAGCCAAGGUGGCCGAGUCGCUGAAACGGCCUCGUUUUAAAAGCUCUGGGGGCCUUUUGCGCCACCAGGGCCCGAGCCAGCGGUUCACGUUGAACAUUCAAGAGGACAGCGAUGACAUGGACUACCAUACCACAGUUCGAGCUUAUGGCAGCCUGUUCUGCCAGAAGGGUGACGAAUUGACCACUUGCGUACUAUAUUACAAUAAGGGCCAGGGAUUUCUGGAGUAUUUCUACAUUCCGCGCCACCAGCUGCCUUGGAAGAAACAAUACAGAAUACCUUUGCAGCACUCGUUGUCAGGGUAUGACUCGAGGCCGCUCGACUGGGUUGUGGUUGAAGAUGUGAACAUAAAAUAGCAUUGAGACAUAUCAUCACAAUGCUGGCUGGCACACGAGUUUCUGCUGGAACCAACCACGCACGGCAUCUACCGCUAGCCUUGCGGUAUUUGAUUGAGUUCUUGUACUGGGUCCUUGUACGGAGUUGUUGCAAGUGAACGGGUAGUAAGGUCUGUGAAUUAGUAGAGACAUGCGUCCCAUAGAAAUUCACCCAUAGAAAUUCAACUUUGACUUGC
Messenger RNA from Colletotrichum acutatum, 830 nucleotides. RefSeq lists its product as uncharacterized. The transcript is spliced from 2 exons. The record is from RefSeq and is a predicted model, not a curated record. The coding region runs from base 1 to 615 and encodes 204 amino acids. Lineage: Eukaryota; Fungi; Ascomycota; Sordariomycetes; Glomerellales; Glomerellaceae.